AUGGAGCGCGUGUAUGCGGUGCUUGCGUGGCCGGCCUACUGGAACGAGUGUUCCCUGCUCACGGCCAAGGUUGCCUCGGGUGACACGCCCUCAAUACCUGCUCACUUGGUGCAAGCGCGCACAGCUGCAAAUGCGGCGUGGAAUGCGCUCCUAUUGUAUGUCUGCGACAUGGCACUGGGCUAUCUGCUGAGCACAGCCCUAGAGGCGCACGAGGCCUGGCUAGUCCAACGCGGCGUGCAGCUCUUGGACGCCAUGGAUGCGCCCGCACUGCGUUCGGUGCUUGACUGGCUCGCGCAUUGGCCACUCGGCAUCAAGCUCAAUACGGAACUUGCGCUUUUUUCGCGCGAUGUGCUUGCGAGCAUAGCCGAGGCGCAUUCGGCGUACGUGCUGCAGCCCCUUUUUGCACACCUCUCCCAGUUCGUGCAAGGCUGUUGCUGGGUAAGCAGGUGCUUGGGAGCUACUGUGCUGCUGAGCGUGCUGCUGGACACGCUCAUGGUGCUUGGCAUGCAUGUACGAGGGAUGUACUUUCUUGUCCGGCACGUCUACCUCUUCUUUACGCGUGCUGCCGGCUCACUCUUUGACAUGUUUCGGGGCAAGAAGCGCAAUCCUAUCCACCAUGGGCGGCUUGAUACGGCAGAGUACGAGGUGGACCAACUGUUCCUCGGCACGAUCCUCUUUACUCUCCUUGUCUUUCUCUUCCCCACCGUCCUCAUGUUUUAUGCGACGGUGGCAGCCGCGCAUCUCGCCGUGCUCUGCGUCUACGCUGGGCUCGUGUCGCUGGUGCGUCUGCUUGGAGCCCUCCCCCUGUAUACCCUGAUUCUCCGUGUGUGGAAUUCCGCGCGUGUGCCGUGUGGUGUUGCCCUCGUCGGCCAGUAUCGCAUGAAAGGCUGUGCGAUCGGUCUGACAGCCGCGCUGGCGCCGCUGCACAGCGCCCUGCGCCCCCUAGCAGAGGUCCCCCACCUCGUGUGGUGUGCGCUAUGUGGUGCGCCACUGCAUGUGCCGCUCUAA
This is a messenger RNA of Malassezia japonica, 1008 nucleotides long. RefSeq names its product pig-Q (gene gpi1). The record is from RefSeq and is a predicted model, not a curated record. The coding region runs from base 1 to 1008 and encodes 335 amino acids. Lineage: Eukaryota; Fungi; Basidiomycota; Malasseziomycetes; Malasseziales; Malasseziaceae. Gene Ontology annotation, cellular component: endoplasmic reticulum; membrane. The transcript has a single exon. Gene Ontology annotation, biological process: GPI anchor biosynthetic process.